Penicillium mononematosum is the source of this 855-nucleotide messenger RNA. RefSeq names its product fungal specific transcription factor domain-containing protein. Gene Ontology annotation, biological process: positive regulation of transcription by RNA polymerase II. The record is from RefSeq and is a predicted model, not a curated record. The coding region runs from base 1 to 855 and encodes 284 amino acids. The transcript has 4 exons. Gene Ontology annotation, cellular component: nucleus. Gene Ontology annotation, molecular function: sequence-specific DNA binding. NCBI's taxonomy places the organism in Eukaryota, Fungi, Ascomycota, Eurotiomycetes, Eurotiales, Aspergillaceae.
AUGGAUGAUUCAGUUGAACAAGUCAAUUUGACAUUACACGUUCGGCUUUCCCGGCUUAUGGCCACGAUUCUAACAACCGUUUACGGGGUUGGAAACGAUUUCGAUGACACGCUCGUUCGAAGUACACAGUCCAUUCUCCACAGCAUUGCCGAACUUUCAUACGAUCUAACAGAAUUUUUAAACGCUCAUUUCCACGGGCUAGUCAGUCGUGCUUCGAAAAUGGCUAUUCGGUUGAUGCUAGCUCAUCAUCAUUGCGUGGUACUUACAACGAGACCGCUAGUGAUGUGCGCACUCCACAUGCAUAUUGAACGUACAGAGAGGCAAAAAUCCCAAACAAUCGGGUUAUCCCCGCCUGUUGCAUCCCUGCUACAAUGCUGCGCCGAUUCCGCCCAGACUAUCCUCCAGACCCUUCGUACUCUAGCUGAUGAUGACUUGAUGGAUGCAUUUUUACCAUUCCAAAUCGAAGACGCAUCGUCCUCUGCAUUUGUACUUUACCUGAUCCGUGCAAUUGCCCCAUCGGCGAUCUCAAACGAUGCUUGGUGCGACAACCUGACGCUAGUGCUCGAUAAACUAAUUUCAAAGGGUAACCUGGCCGCGCCGCUUCGCAGGCUUGAACUCAGGCAAUUGGAGCAAAUACUCGCACCCUUGACGCCGAAAUUGGCAAAUCACAAUUUGCCGCAAGUCAAUCUGGACGAAGGUAACGAAAUUCACGAAGAUCAUUAUGGCUUCGAUCACGAGGAGUUUGAGUGGGAUCUACUGGGGCUCAAUUCAUCCGUCAGCCUUCCUCCGCGGGAAUUAUUGGAUCUUGCAGAUCAAUUAGAUGUGGAGGGGAUCAUGCAAUCUGUUGGGGUUUGA